ACAGGUCACGGGGCGGUGCCGAGGCGGAAGAGCCCGCAGCCCCGGAUCGAAUCCUCCUGGGCUCCGCCCAGCGCCUUCCUCCUGCCCCGACUCCGCUGGUCAGCGUCAAGUGACUUAUGCCCCCGACCCUGAGCCCGGACCGCUAGGCGAAGAGGAUCAGAUCUCCGCUCGAGAAUCGGAAAGUGCCCUGGUCCUGGAGGAGUUCCGUCCCAGCCCACGGUCUCCCGGCACUGUCGGGCCCCGGUCCUCUGGAGCUUCAGGAGGCGGCCGUCAGGGUCGGGGAAUAUUUGGGUCUGGGGUCUCGGGGAGGGCGGCGCCUGGGUCUGUGGUCUCGGAAAGAGCCUGCUGGAGCCAAGUGGCCCUCCCUCUCCUGGGACAGACCCCUCGAUCCCGUGUACAUGGGGGCACCGCGGUCCCUCCUCCUGGCCCUGGCUGCUGGCCUGGCCGUUGCCCGCCCGCCCAAUAUCGUGCUGAUCUUUGCUGACGACCUCGGCUAUGGGGACCUGGGCUGCUAUGGGCACCCCAGCUCUACCACCCCCAACCUGGACCAGCUGGCAGCAGGAGGGCUGCGGUUCACAGACUUCUACGUGCCUGUGUCUCUGUGCACACCCUCUCGGGCCGCCCUCCUGACCGGCCGGCUCCCAGUUCGGAUGGGCAUGUACCCUGGCGUCCUGGUGCCCAGCUCCCGGGGGGGCCUGCCCCUGGAGGAGGUGACCCUGGCCGAGGUCCUGGCUGCCCGAGGCUACCUCACAGGAAUGGCCGGCAAGUGGCACCUUGGGGUGGGGUCUGAGGGGGCCUUCCUGCCCCCCCAUCAGGGCUUCCAUCGAUUUCUAGGCAUCCCAUACUCCCAUGACCAGGGCCCUUGCCAGAACCUGACCUGCUUCCCACCGGCCACACCCUGCGACGGUGGCUGUGACCAGGGCCUGGUCCCCAUCCCACUGUUGGCCAACCUGUCCGUGGAGGCGCAGCCCCCCUGGCUGCCCAGAUUAGAGGCCCGCUAUGUGGCUUUCGCCCAUGACCUCAUGGCCGACGCCCAGCGCCAGGAUCGCCCCUUCUUCCUGUACUACGCCUCUCACCACACCCACUACCCUCAGUUCAGUGGGCAGAGCUUUGCAGAGCGUUCAGGCCGCGGGCCAUUUGGGGACUCCCUGAUGGAGCUGGAUGCAGCCGUGGGGACCCUGAUGACAGCCAUAGGGGACCUGGGGCUGCUUGAAGAGACGCUGGUCAUCUUCACUGCAGACAAUGGACCUGAGACCAUGCGUAUGUCCCGAGGCGGCUGCUCUGGCCUCCUGCGGUGUGGAAAAGGAACCACCUACGAGGGCGGUGUCCGAGAGCCUGCCUUGGCCUUCUGGCCAGGUCACAUCGCUCCUGGAGUGACCCAUGAGCUGGCCAGCUCCCUGGACCUGCUGCCCACCCUGGCAGCCCUGGCUGGGGCCCCACUGCCCAAUGUCACCUUGGAUGGCUUUGACCUCAGCCCCCUGCUGCUGGGCACAGGCAAGAGCCCUCGGCAGUCUCUCUUCUUCUACCCGUCCUACCCAGACGAGGUCCGUGGGGUUUUUGCUGUACGGAGUGGAAAGUACAAGGCUCACUUCUUCACCCAGGGCUCUGCCCACAGCGACACCACUGCAGACCCUGCCUGCCACGCCUCCAGCUCUCUGACUGCUCAUGAGCCCCCGCUGCUCUACGACCUGUCCGAGGACCCUGGUGAGAACUACAACCUGCUGGGGGGUGUGGCCGGGGCCACCCCAGAGGUGCUACAAGCCCUGAAACAGCUUCAGCUGCUCAAGGCCCAGUUAGAUGCGGCUGUGACCUUCGGCCCCAGCCAGGUGGCCCGGGGCGAGGACCCUGCCCUGCAGAUCUGCUGCCGUCCUGGCUGUACUCCACACCCAGCCUGCUGCCAUUGCCCAGAUCCCCGUGCCUGAGGGCCCCUCGCCCUGCCUGGGCAUGUGAUGGCUCAUCACUGUGAGCCUAUGGGGGAGGCACAGGUGUCUGGAGGGAGUUUGUACCUGAUAACAUAAUAACACCAGUUGAGACUUGCAGGUGUGA
Piliocolobus tephrosceles (Ugandan red Colobus) is the source of this 2046-nucleotide messenger RNA. It is a transcript of the gene ARSA, whose product is annotated as arylsulfatase A. The record is from RefSeq and is a predicted model, not a curated record. NCBI's taxonomy places the organism in Eukaryota, Metazoa, Chordata, Mammalia, Primates, Cercopithecidae. The transcript has 8 exons. The coding region runs from base 399 to 1922 and encodes 507 amino acids. Gene Ontology annotation, molecular function: arylsulfatase activity.